ACUGUCCCUCACUUUAGCUUUUUAUUUCAAAUCCAACAUUACUUUAUGUGUCUUCCUGACCAAAACCAACCCCACUUUCUCUCUCUCUCUCUCUCUCUCUCCCUCUCUCCCUCUCUCUUCUCUUCUUCUCCGUUCAUGGACAUGCCCGACACACAACAACACCACUCUCAUCUUCAUCUUCAGUCUAAGUUUCAGUCUGAAUCUUCUUCAAACAAUUCAAAACGCCGAAAACACCGACAAGAACAAGAACAUGUUCUGAUCGCAGGUCUUCCCGACCACAUAGCCCAAUUGUGUCUUUCCUCUGUAAACCCUUCUCUUCUCUUCUCCAUUUCUCACUCAUGGCGUCGUUUGAUAUAUUCUCCUUCUUUUCCUCCCUUCUUUUCUCUCUACGCGAUUCUCUCACCUUCCAAGUCCCAUUCUUUCAUCGAAUUCCACACCUUUGACCCCAUAUCCCACACCUGGCGCAUCCUUCCUCGCCACCCGCAUCUCCAUCACCUCCUCCUCCGCCACCCCUCCUUCCUCUCCCGCAAUCUCUCCGUCCAGUCCGUCAGCGCCGCCGGCCGUCUUAUCCUCCUCGCCGCCACAACGCACAAUCUCUCCCCCGCCCUGCCACGACCCCUCAUAUUCCACCCCCUCUCCGGCACCUGGUCAUUCGGGCCCAUGCUCGCCGCGCCGCGCCGCUGGUGCGCGCUCGGCGUGCUCGGGCCCGCCGUCUACGUCGCCAGUGGCAUCGGCGCCCACUUCUCCAUCCACGUGGCUCGCUCCCUCGAGAAAUGGGACGUCCGAAGCCCUAACGGUGAUGUCUGGGAGAAGAAGACGGAUCUGAAGGACGGCCGCUUCAGCAGAGAGGCCAUCGACGCCGUCGGAUGGCGGCAGAAGCUCUGCAUGGUGAACGUGAAAGGCGACGCCGCGAAGGAAGGCGCCGUGUACGACGUGGCAGAGGACGCCUGGAAGGACAUGCCGGAGGGGAUGCUCUACGGCUGGAGAGGACCCGUGGCCGCCAUGGAAGAAGAAGUCAUGUACGUCGUGGACGAAGCCAAGGGAGUGCUCAGAAGAUACCUGGCGGAAGAAGACGCCUGGGAAGAGAUUCUCGAGAAUAAAAGACUUAAAGGCGCCGAACAACUCGCGGCAGAAAAGGGAAAACUUUGUGUCGUUUCAACUUCCGGGAUCUCCGUGGUGGAUGUCGCCGUAUCGCCGCCGCGGAUCAUACCCGUUCUGCUGCCGGAAGGGUUUGAGCCGGUGGCGGUCCACGUCCUUCCGCGUACGCCGGUCGGUCACUGAUUGAGAUUUUUUUUAUCUGAAAAGAGUAUCUUUCUCCUUAGAUUCAAAAUGACUUGACAUGUUUAAGAUGCAGAUGAUUUUAAGUUUU
Messenger RNA from Vigna angularis (adzuki bean), 1369 nucleotides. RefSeq names its product F-box/kelch-repeat protein SKIP25. NCBI's taxonomy places the organism in Eukaryota, Viridiplantae, Streptophyta, Magnoliopsida, Fabales, Fabaceae. Bases 46 to 1281 code for a protein of 411 amino acids. The transcript has a single exon. The record is from RefSeq and is a predicted model, not a curated record. Gene Ontology annotation, molecular function: protein binding.